Sphaerulina musiva SO2202 is the source of this 1302-nucleotide messenger RNA. RefSeq names its product UAA transporter. The transcript is spliced from 3 exons. The coding region runs from base 22 to 1179 and encodes 385 amino acids. Gene Ontology annotation, cellular component: Golgi membrane; endoplasmic reticulum membrane. Gene Ontology annotation, molecular function: UDP-N-acetylglucosamine transmembrane transporter activity. The record is from RefSeq and is a predicted model, not a curated record. Lineage: Eukaryota; Fungi; Ascomycota; Dothideomycetes; Mycosphaerellales; Mycosphaerellaceae. Gene Ontology annotation, biological process: transmembrane transport.
CAGACAGACACAUCAGGCAGCAUGAUACCCGGAAUUGAGCCCGUGACAACCACGGCCCUCAUCUUCGGCGGAUGCUGUACCAAUGUCUUUACUCUCGAAACCAUUGUGAAAGUGGAGCCGGGCAGUGGUCUCAUCAUCACAUUCCUCCAAUUCCUCUUCGUUACCUUUUUCGCCUACCCGAGUCAAUUCUCCUCCUCUUCCUCCUCCUCCUCGUCGGGAGCGGAAUCUUCCUUAUUAUUACAACGACCGAAAGUUCCGAUGCGAAGAUGGGCGUUUAUCGCUUUCAUGUUUUUUGGGAUUAAUAUGCUGAAUAAUUGGGCUUUUGCCUACAAUAUCAGUGUGCCCGUGCACAUCAUCUUGCGCAGUUUUGGAAGUGUCACGACCAUGAUUGCGGGCUUUGUGCGCGGGAAACGAUAUAGCCUGUUGCAGGUGUUGAGUGUGGUGUUGCUUACCGUGGGAGUGUUGAUUAGUGCUUGGGCGGAUUCGCAGAGAAAGGGCAAGAAAAUGUCAUACGAAUCUCAUACCUCAUCUUCCGACUACACCGAAGGUCUCGCCAUCCUCCUUCUCGCGCAGUUCCUUUCCGCAUACAUGGGGGCAUACACCGAAGACACGUAUGCCCGAUUCGGAGCCAGCUGGACGGAAAACCUCUUUUACUCUCAUGUUCUGAGCUUGCCAUUCUUCCUCCCUCUUUCCGGCACCCUACGCAAUCAAUACCACCGACUGGCAAACACACCCUAUCUCGACGUGCAGCGCUCCGGACUCCACAACUUUGUGCAACAAAACCAAGGAACUUCCAUCGGCGACCUCAUGGGUCACAUCCUAUCCUAUGCCGCUCGCACCCCGCAAGGCAUCUUCUACCUCGUCAUCAACGCUUUCACGCAAUUGAUCUGCAUCUCCGGAGUCAAUCUCCUCUCAUCCAAGUCUUCCGCUGUCACGGUGACCAUCGUGUUGAAUAUCCGCAAAUUGGUCUCGUUCAUCCUCAGCACCUUGAUUUUCGGCCACAGUCUGAAUCCCCUGAUGAUUUUUGGCUCCACCCUCGUCUUUGGUAGUGGCGCCUUGUAUGGAUGGGAGACGAGUUGGAGAAUUCCUCAGCAGAAGGCUCGGGCGCAAGCACGCGUUGAUGGUAGUGGUAGUGGUGGUGCUGGGAAUGAUGAGAAGAAGAAGCUGAAGAAGACUUAGAAGACUAUAUAAAAGUACCUUACGUACCUAGGUCAUGGUAAGGUAACGGUAAAAUCCUUGCCCGUUUCUUUUUGUAUACCUACCUUAUGUAUAUGUGUAUGAAUACCUAUGUAGAUACCGGUA